This is a messenger RNA of Archocentrus centrarchus (flier cichlid), 963 nucleotides long. Its product is annotated as scavenger receptor cysteine-rich type 1 protein M130-like. Gene Ontology annotation, cellular component: plasma membrane. The coding region runs from base 1 to 963 and encodes 320 amino acids. The transcript has 7 exons. Gene Ontology annotation, molecular function: serine-type endopeptidase activity. Gene Ontology annotation, biological process: zymogen activation. Lineage: Eukaryota; Metazoa; Chordata; Actinopteri; Cichliformes; Cichlidae. The record is from RefSeq and is a predicted model, not a curated record.
AUGUGCUCAGGAGUCCGAGCUGAAGGGAAACACAAUUCAGCAGAGUUUGAUGAUGUCAGGCUGGUGGGAGGAGUCAGUCGUUGUGCAGGAACACUGGAGGUGAAACAUCUGGGACAAUGGAGACCAGUGGAUUUCUUUGACUGGACCCUGAAGGCAGCAGCUGUUGUCUGUGCACAUCUGCACUGUGGCUCUGCUUCUACCUUGGGAUGGAGACUGGAGAACUACACAUCUGUGUGGAAGAUUAAACCAGACUGUGUUUUUUCUGGAUCUGCUCUGAUGGAGUGUGCAACAUCAGAUUAUUCUCCUUUAAUCCUGGAUUUCACCUGUUCAGACUCUGUCAGGCUGCUGAAUGGUUCCAGUCUGUGUUCAGGCAGACUGGAGGUGAAGUCUAACCAGAGCUGGUCCUCAGUGUGUGAAGCUGACUUUGACCAGCAGGAUGCAGAGGUGGUCUGUAGGGAGCUUGGCUGUGGGCCUCCUUCGGUCCUCCAGGGGGCGCUCUAUGGAGAAGUGGAGGCUCCGGUGUGGAGCAGAGAGUUCCAGUGUGGAGGCCGUGAGUCUGCUCUCCUGGACUGUAGAAGUUCAGGCUCAGCUAGAAACAGCUGCUCACCUGGCAAAGCUGUUGGACUCACCUGCUCAGAACCUGAUGUCAGGUUGGUGGGAGGAGCCAGCCGCUGUGCAGGUACGUUACAGGUAAAGUAUCGAGGAAGCUGGCGACCAGUGGAUGUCCCUGACUGGACCCUUAAGGAAGCAGCUGUUGUCUAUCUGUGCAGCAUCAAAUUACUCUUCUUCCAUCAUGAAUAUCACCUGCUCAGACCUGCUGGUUCAGCCAAUCAUUUCUUUGUCCUCCAUGGACGGGGUCUCCGAGGGGCAGCAGGGGCUUCUGGUGUCCAGAAGCUCCAAUUUCACCAUCAGCUGCUCCAUCCAGCCACAGUACCCAGGAGGCUCCUUCCACCUCACCUUUAA